AUGGGCUUAGAUACCAGAGAGCACUUUCCAGUCCAUCCAUGGGGUCCGAGAAUCGGUUGGAACAUUCUUUGGCAGGCAACUGUUCCUGCUCACACCUCUGCAUUUUGGAGAUCUCUCACGAGGACAUUCAUGGGAUCCGUAAAUCAACCCCAUUUCCUAUUGGAGAUCAAACUUUUUGUGGGCCUCAAGAUUCUGAAUCUUCCAGCAGUUGAGUUUCUGAGCAUCCGGCUUUCAAAAGUUGGUGGUGGCUCAGCAAUAAUUGAAAGCAGCUCCCCCAUGUGGAAGGUGCCUGUAAGCAUUUUUCAGGCUCGAAAGCAUCCAGGUGAUAAUACCUUAAAGAAAGAGAAGUGGACAAAGUUUGAAGGGUUUCCGGGUGAGGAGAAAGAGGAUGUGGAUCCGGUCUACUGUCCUUACUUUGAUUCGUUGUGGGGACAGAAGGUGGAGGCGGUGGUGAUGGCGGUUGUGAAGGAGGCGGUGGAGGCGGAGGAUCAGAGGAACUUGGGGGAGGAGACGGAGGAAGUGGUGGUUGCAAAGGCUGGUGACUGA
Messenger RNA from Ilex paraguariensis (yerba mate), 546 nucleotides. The record is from the annotation of a GenBank genome assembly. Lineage: Eukaryota; Viridiplantae; Streptophyta; Magnoliopsida; Aquifoliales; Aquifoliaceae.